CCCAGCCCCAAAGUAAAAGUGACACAAGUUCAUUUUUUAACGGAAGGGGGGGAGGCGAAGGCGCGCGCGGAGGACAGGCGGAGAGCUGCAGCCGCGGAGCCGGGAGGCGCUGUCCACGGUGCUGACGGGGCCCCCGUAGCGGAGGGAGCGCGGAGAAGACCUCCCCGGCCAGGUAGAGCGUCAUGCGCCGAGGGCCGCCGCCGCCGCUAUCCGCGGUGCUGACGCCGCCAGGUGCGCUCCGAUACCCCGGCUGGUAGCGCCACUCGCGCCCUCUGCUAUCCGCGGUGCUGACCCCGCUGCCCUCGGCCACCGCUCGCCUGGAGGAAGAGUGCAGUUUGGAUUUUUUUUUUUUAAACCCUUCUUUAUUUAGAUUCCAGCGUCUUCGCAUCUCUUCUGUGCCAAAGGGGAGCUCAGGCCGUCCGUCUCCCCCUUGGCUCUCCCCAACUUGGCGCACCCUCCCUCCCGUUUCUCCCUGACACUCCCACCACCCCCCCUCGGCUCGGCGGCUCGGCGCGAUGCUGCAGAAGACGCGCUGAGCCCUUUUGGAUCUAAUGCGCAGAGGAGGUUGGCCCAGAGCUCCUGGGCUCCCCCAAGGCUGAACUCCAUCCAAGGUGCCCGCAGGCUCCCUGCCCGCCUUCCCCAUGCCAGCCCGCAGCUAGGGGCAGGGGCAGCGGCGGCUGGGGUUGGGGGUGGGUGGGGAGCUUUUGGGGAGGACAGGUCGCAGCUUGGCUAUGGAAGGCUCCAAUGGCUUUGGGAUCGACUCCAUUCUCUCCCACCGAGCCGGCAGCCCCGCCCUUCCCAAGGGGGACCCCUUGCUCGGGGACUGCCGCUCGCCCCUGGAGCUGAGUCCUCGCUCAGAGAGCAGCAGCGACUGCUCUUCACCAGCCUCGCCAGGAAGGGACUGUCUGGAGACGGGAGCCCCGCGGCCUGGCGGGGCUUCGGGACCAGGUUUGGACUCCCACCUGCAGCCUGGGCAGCUCUCGGCCCCAGCCCAGUCUCGCACCGUGACCUCCUCCUUUCUGAUCAGGGACAUCCUUGCCGACUGCAAACCGCUUGCGGCCUGUGCACCCUACUCUAGCAGCGGGCAGCCGGCCGCUCCUGACCCUGGGGGCCGUCUUGCGGCCAAGGCUGGGGAGGACUUUAGAGACAAGCUGGACAAAAGUGGCAGCAACGCCUCAUCGGACUCUGAGUAUAAAGUGAAGGAGGAGGGCGACCGGGAGAUCUCCAGCUCCAGGGACAGCCCCCCAGUGCGCCUGAAAAAGCCUCGCAAGGCACGCACGGCCUUCACCGACCACCAGCUGGCGCAGCUGGAGCGCAGCUUCGAGCGGCAGAAGUACCUGAGCGUGCAGGACCGCAUGGAGCUCGCAGCUUCGCUCAACCUCACCGACACGCAGGUCAAGACCUGGUACCAGAACCGCAGGACUAAGUGGAAGCGACAGACGGCCGUCGGGUUGGAGCUGCUGGCCGAGGCGGGCAAUUAUUCGGCGCUCCAGCGGAUGUUCCCGUCGCCUUAUUUCUACCCGCAGAGUCUGGUUUCCAACCUGGAUCCCGGCGCCGCGCUCUAUCUGUACCGCGGGCCCAGCGCACCGCCGCCCGCGCUGCAGAGACCUCUGGUCCCUCGCAUCCUCAUCCACGGACUCCAGGGCGCCAGCGAGCCGCCGCCGCCGCUGCCUCCCCUGGCCGGCGUCCUCCCGCGCGCCGCGCAGCCUCGGUGAACGCCCGCCCGCCGG
Messenger RNA from Cervus elaphus (red deer), 1730 nucleotides. It is a transcript of the gene BARHL1, whose product is annotated as BarH like homeobox 1. Gene Ontology annotation, molecular function: DNA-binding transcription factor activity, RNA polymerase II-specific; RNA polymerase II transcription regulatory region sequence-specific DNA binding. NCBI's taxonomy places the organism in Eukaryota, Metazoa, Chordata, Mammalia, Artiodactyla, Cervidae. The coding region runs from base 732 to 1715 and encodes 327 amino acids. Gene Ontology annotation, biological process: regulation of transcription by RNA polymerase II. Gene Ontology annotation, cellular component: nucleus. The record is from RefSeq and is a predicted model, not a curated record. The transcript has 3 exons.